UGUACAUAGAAGGUCUUUGUUGUGAGAUCACCAGGUCGGAUUUUUUAUGGCAAAGACAGCUUCAUACUGAUAGGCUUAAUUAAUGAAAUCAAUUGAUGGAACAUUUUCAAGUACGUAAAUAACUUGUCAACUCACAUUGUGAACUAAUGUAAUCCUGUAUUAUGAUCAUGUGCAACGGUACAUCCUGAUUUGUUUCAAAGACCAGAAGAAGACGUUUACAAAACGAUAGGUUUUGAAGAACACACACUGGCGUCUAACAGAAACAUCAGAGAAAUUACAAAGGCACAUAGUGAGAGUACAACACUUACAAUACAGAAUGUCAAUGUUGUAAUCAUGGCUUAUAAGAAGAGUGGCUCAUCAUUUGCUGGUGGCAUAUUUCAUGCAGACCCAAAUGCAGUGUAUUGGUUUGAACCAAUCGGCAUGGCAUAUGUGGAGAUGUAUGGUGUGAUUGUCCCUCCCUGGUCAAUUCGAAUGUACCCAAAUGGAACAGCAAGGAAUAUACCAUACUAUGAGAGAGCAGUUGUAACGGAUAUGUUGAGAAAUCUAUUCACCUGUAAUUACAAAGACAUCACACCAUAUGCGUUCCUUGGUGCUACGAAUACCUCAACAUUCUCAGUUAUUGAUGAUGACGAAUACAACCAAUGCAUGAUGAAUCUAAACUUGACAUGGCAGCAUCAGUUUGCACUGCUCCCUACGGACAUUGCUUUGAAUACGAGUGAUUGUAAUAGAGUUAAAGCUGUUAUUAACACUGUACAACCCAUGUGCCUUAACCCAAUCAUAGCUGCUAAGUAUAAACUAAACAUAUCAGACAACAAUAUAGAUGAAUUAAAUAGAUAUAAGGAGAUACAACACAUUCUUCCACGAUAUUUCACACCUAUUUCAAAAUGUAUUGAGUCACAUCAACGCUCCUGCCAACGAACUCCAAUAAGAGCAACAAAAGUACUGAGAACUGAGUUAAGAUCCUUGAUCGAGACUUCCCACAACGACCCUGAUCUCAGGAUUAUAUUCUACAUGAGGGACCCACGUGGAAUCCAAAACUCAAGACGAAAACGAGGGAGAAAUCCAGGGAAAUCUAAUAGGUGUUGUGGUGACUUUUAUUCAUUUGGAUCCGAUGAUAUCAUAUCCUCAUCAAAGGUUCUAUGUAAUAUGAUCAAAGUAGAUCUAGAUUACUUGGAAUCAUUAAAUAAAACGCAGAUGAGCAAGAUUAUCGUGGUUAAAUAUGAAGAUCUUAUUUUACAUACGGAACUCGAACUAAAAAGGAUAUAUAGAUUUCUAGGAAGAACAGAAGUUCCCACUGAAGUGGUUCAGUGGUUGGAUGAACAUAUGCAUUGUAAUUCCACCAUUCCGCACCUUUUGUGCAAUGAAAAUUCAGAAAAAGUUGUGUAUUCUUGGAGGAAUGAUCUACCUGACGCAGUCAUUGAGAGUAUAACUGAAGAUUGUAAGGAUGUUUUACUGACACUGAAUUACCCUACGUACUAACAGAUUACACUUUUCUCAAAAUCUGAGCUCCCCCAAUUAGACGUGAUGAAGCCUACAUGUAGUUAUGUUAAGUAAUUUUAGAACAAAAAUGUCAUCAUGAUUGUACAGUGCUUCGAUUUACUAUUGAUACUGCAUGGUUACAUCGUUUCCCAAAAUCUAAUAAAUACCGUAUACCUCCAAUUAUGAUAAUUGAUUUACUAAUCUGUAUUUGAGUAUGCACGACCGCUUUUCCUAAAUGUAAAUAGUUGUUUUUCUGGUUUGAUUAUCAUAUUAGAAUCUUAACAAAUACCUCGAUUAUAUGAUUUGUGGCAAAUAUAUGACCUCCU
Owenia fusiformis is the source of this 1805-nucleotide messenger RNA. NCBI's taxonomy places the organism in Eukaryota, Metazoa, Annelida, Polychaeta, Sabellida, Oweniidae. The record is from the annotation of a GenBank genome assembly.